CCUGGGAGACCCCGCGCCGGGCGCCGCUCGGGCCCUCACGUUGUCAUGGAUGAUGAAGACGGGCGGUGCCUCCUCGAUGUCAUCUGCGAUCCUCAGGCCCUGAACGAUUUUUUACAUGGAUCCGAAAAGAUUGACAGUGAGGAUCUCCUGGACAACUCAGGAGAUGCUGCCAGUGCCUUUUUUGAAGGUGCUGGGCUCCACGGGCAGGAGGCCGCCGGGAACCCCCUGAGCGCGGAGCCGAGCCAGCCGGCGGCCAGCGUGGACCUGGACUUCCUGGAGGAUGACAUCCUGGGCUCGCCCUCGGGCGCCGGCGCCGGCGCCGAGCAGCCGUGCGACAUCCUGCAGCAGAGCCUGCAGGAGGCCAACAUCACCGAGCAGACGCUGGAGGCCGAGGCCGAGCUGGACCUGGGCUCCUUCCAGCUGCCCGCCCUGCAGCCCGUGGUGCAGGCGGCGGCCGACGGAGCCCCCCAGCUCUUCCCCGGCGGCGCCGCCGACCUGCUGGGCAUCCAACCCCCCGCCGUGCUGGCCCACCAGGCCCUGGUGCCGCAGCCGGUGGGCGCCGACGCGGUCGGCAAGGCCAUCGGCGUGCAGCCCUUCCUGCAGCAGGUGGGGCUGGGCAACGUCACCAUCCAGCCCCUGCCCAACCUGCCCGGGCUCCCCAACGGCAGCCCCGGCGGCGCGCUGGGCCUGGGGCCCAUCCAGGUGGUGGGCCAGCAGGUGAUGGCCAUCAACCAGCCGGCGGCGCCGCAGCUGCUGGCCAAGCCGGCGCCGGUGGCGGCCGUGGGGGGCUACAUCGCCCAGCCCGAGGCGGCGCUGGCGGCGCCGUCCUCGCAGGGGGGGCCGGGCCUGGUGAUCCAGAAGAGCCUCCCGGCCGCCACCACCGCCCUCAACGGCAGCUCGGUGUUCGGCGGCGUCUCCCCGGCGCCGCUCACCGUCACCUCCGGCCUGGGCGGCUCCCUGGUGCCGGCGCCCAACGUCAUCAUCCACCGCACGCCCACGCCCAUCCAGCCCAAGCCCGCCGGGCAGGUGCUGCCCCAGAAGCUCUACCAGAUCACGCCCAAGCCCUUCCGCCCCAACUCCGGCGGAGCCGCCGCGCUGGCGCUGCCCGGCGAGGCCCCGGCGGCCAAGGCGCCCCAGCAGCAACAACAACAGCAACAACAACAACAACAGCAGCCGCAGCAGCAGCAACAGCAGCAGAACUUGACCUUCAUGGCCGGCAAAGCGGCGCCCAACGUGGUGCUCUCGGGCUUCCCCCCCAACGUCUUCAAGCCCCCAGGGGCCCCCCAGGCGGCGGCGGCGGCGGCGGCGGCGGCGGCGGCGGCGCUGGGCAAGCCCAUGAGCGUGCACGUGCUCAACCAGGGCGGCAGCAUCGUCAUCCCCGCGCAGCACUUCCAGGGCCAGAACCAGUUCCUGCUGCCGGGCCAGCUGGCCCAGCCGCUCUCGGCGCUGCCCGCCGGCGUCGGGGGCCAGAUCCUGGCGGCCCCGCACGGCGCCGGCCUCCUGGCCGGCCAGGGCGCCGCCGGCGGCGCGCAGCUCAUCGCCAACCAGGCCCUGCCGGCGCAGAUCCUCACCAACCAGAACCUGGCGGGCCAGCUCAACCUGGGCCCCGUGCUGACGUCGCCCAACUCCCACGGCACCGCCCACAUCCUGUCGGCGCCCAUCCAGCUGCAGCCGGGCCAGGUGGGGCAGCCGGCGCUCUUCCAGAUGCCGGUGUCGCUGGCGGGGACGCUGCCCAGCCAGAGCCAGGCGGCGGCGGCGGCGGCGCCCACGGUGAUCCAGGGGGUGACGUUGGCCAGCCAGGUGAUGCUGAGCGCCGGCGGCGGGCUGGGCGCGGCCGUCGGCAUCCAGGCGGCCCCCGGCGCCGCAACCGCCGCUCCCCCCGGCGCCAGCCCCGGCCCCGGCGCCGACCCCGGCUCCGUCCUCACCGUCCAGCCCCCCGCGCCCGCCGCGGCGCCGGCGUCGGCGUCGCUGCAGCUCAGCGUGCCCGCCGUGCCCGCCGGCACCUCCCAGCCCAGCCCGGGGCUCGCCGGCAGCCCCGAGAAGAUCCUGCUGGGAGCGGCGGCCGCGCCCGGCGCCGUCCUGGGCCAGGAGUCCAUGCAGAUGUUCCUGCAGCAGGUCCCUCCGGGGCUGCUCCUGCAGCCGAAGCCGCCCCCGUCCAGCCCCGCCCCCUUCCCGGCCCCGCCCCCUCCUCAGGCUCCGCCCCCGGGCGGGGCCUCCGUCCUGCUGGCGGCCACGCCCACCCACGGAGCCACGCCCACCAGCACAGGAGCCCCCUCGGAGAGCAAAUCCUUCGCCGUCGUUUCCGGGGCCGUUCCUGCCGGGAAGGGGCUCCCAACCACGCCCAAGGCGGGGCCGGCGCCGCCCCCACAGGCGAAGCCGGGAGGGAUCAAAGGAGCCCCCCAGACCCCGGGGGGGGGGAAGGGACCCCAAACCCAGCCCGUGUUGGAGGUUGUGAAGAAGGCGCCGGCGCUGCAGCCCAGCAAGGAGGCCUGCCUCCUGGAGCAGCUGCACAAGCACCAGGGCUCGGUGCUGCACCCGGAAUUCCGGAGCCGCUUCCGCUCCGUGGGCGACGCCCUCCGGAGGCUCCUCCCCUACCACGUCUACCAAGGGAUGCUCCCCCAGCCCUCGGAGUGCAGGAGGGUGGACGAGGAGUUUGCGGCGGUGUCGGAGCAGCUGCUGCGCCGGACGCGGGCGAUGCUCAACAAGUACCGGCUGCUCCUCCUCGAGGAGUCCAGGCGGGUGAGCCCCUCGGCAGAGAUGGUGAUGAUCGACCGCAUGUUCAUCCAGGAGGAGAAGACGGCGCUGGCCCUCGACCGACAGCUGGCCCGGGACAAACCAGACGAAUACGUCGUCACCUCCUCCUCCUCCUCCUCCUCCUCCUCCUCCCGCCCCCACUCCCUUCCCCCUCCUUCCUCCUCCUCCUCCUCCUCCUCCUCCUCCUCCUGCCCCGCCCCCUCCCCAAACCCUCGGAGCCCCCCAAACCCUCGGCCCCUCCCCUCCGGCCCCUCCCCGGCUGCUGAUCAAGCGCGGGGGCUCCCCUCGGUCACCUGGCUGGGGGACCCCUCCCCCGGGACCCCGGGCCUCCCCACCCCCUGCCCCUCCCCUCCCCAGGCGCGGUGCCGGGGUGGGGAGGGGACGAGGAGGGGCCGCUGCCCUCGCGCAGCCGCCCCCCCAUGA
Myiozetetes cayanensis is the source of this 3177-nucleotide messenger RNA. RefSeq names its product BRD4-interacting chromatin-remodeling complex-associated protein-like. Lineage: Eukaryota; Metazoa; Chordata; Aves; Passeriformes; Tyrannidae. Gene Ontology annotation, cellular component: SWI/SNF complex. The record is from RefSeq and is a predicted model, not a curated record. Gene Ontology annotation, biological process: positive regulation of DNA-templated transcription.